Molecule: messenger RNA, 1017 nt
Organism: Punica granatum (pomegranate)
Lineage: Eukaryota; Viridiplantae; Streptophyta; Magnoliopsida; Myrtales; Lythraceae
Source: RefSeq, a predicted model, not a curated record
CUCUUACUCUCUCUCUCUCUCUCGACCUUUACUCACUCCUUUUCUUCUGGUGCUUCUCUCUUGAAUUUCCCUUCCCCUUCUCCUCUAGGGCUUGAAUACGCGUACCGCACCACAAGCAUGAGGUAGCGCAUGCGAAAUUCGACGAUCGUGGACCUCUCUAACUCCGAAGCAUGAGCCGGCCGGCAGUGCACCCGGUGGAAGCGCCGCCCCCGACCUACGGCGCCGUCCUUCCCAGAGUCCGCAUGAAGAACGUCCAGGGGACGGCCGGGACUGCCGGCAGCUUCGUGCUACGGCUCUUCCAGUUCGCUUUCGCCGCCAUCUCGGUCUGCGUCAUGGGCACCACCAGCGAUUUCGUUCAGGUCACCGCUUUCCGCUACCUUGUGAGCGCUUCUAUCUUUCAGAGUUUGUGGAGCCUCUCACUUGCUCUCAUCGAUAUAUAUGCUAUACUGGUCAAGCGAAGCUUGAGGAACACAAGACUUCUUAGAUUUCUCAUGAUCGGUGAUGCGAUAACAUCUACUCUCACAUUUGCAUCUGCAAGUGCAUCAGCUGGCAUCACAGUUCUCAUCGGCAACGACCUCAAUAAGUGUGCCGUGAAUAACUGCGCUAGAUUUCAGACUGCUACAGCAAUGGCAUUUCUCAGUUGGUUCGCUGCAUCACCAUCAUUCUUCCUGAUCUUUUGGUCAUUGGCUUCCCAUUGAUAAUAAACCCACUUCGAGAACCUAGCAAGGCUCGAGCUUUUUCACAUCACUGCUGCUGCAGUCUUCCGCUACUUUAGUUUUGGAAACUUGUUGGCCCCUGGUCUGUACAUAAGCAAAUUUUGCUAACUCUGGUGAAUCAUUCGCCUUUAGGAAAUGCAAUUAUUUUUCCUGGUUUCAAAUAAUCUGUUUGAUUUCCUCCGUUUUCCAGGAUUCUAUAUUUCGAUCCUAGGGAUAAAUUCGUAUAAUUUGUUUCAUGUAAUUGAUAUUCAUGAGUAAAGUUGCUUGUGGGGAAUGCUCUUCUCUGCAAGUAUUUUACUGU